Messenger RNA from Cuscuta epithymum, 3141 nucleotides. NCBI's taxonomy places the organism in Eukaryota, Viridiplantae, Streptophyta, Magnoliopsida, Solanales, Convolvulaceae. The record is from the annotation of a GenBank genome assembly.
GGAAGAUUCGAAUGAAUGUGAGUCACUUAAUUUGAAGCUUGGUGGUCAAGUGUUCCCUAUCACAGAGGAUGAGAUGAAAAAAUGGGAAGGAAAGAGUGGAAAGAAGACGAAACUUGCAGGUGGAUCAUCUACCCGAGCUGUUUGUCAGGUGGAUGACUGUCAAUUGGAUUUGACCAGUGCUAAAGAUUAUCAUAGGAGACAUAAAGUAUGUGCAGCGCAUUCCAAGGUCACCGAAGCCCUUGUAGGAAAUGCUAUGCAGCGGUUCUGUCAGCAGUGCAGCAGGUUUCAUAUUCUUCAAGAAUUUGACGAGGGGAAGCGAAGUUGCCGUAGACGCCUAGCUGGACACAACAGCCGGAGAAGAAAGACGCAUCCAGAAAAUGUAGCCAAUGGAAUACCCAUGAAUGAUGAGCAGGGAACUAAUUAUUUAUUAAUUAGUCUGCUAAGAAUACUAACCAAUUUGCACGGUGCAGCAAAUAGCUCAGAUCAAACAAAGGAUCAGGAUAUUUUGUCUCAUCUACUAAGGAACCUAUCAAGAGUGAAUGGCUCAAAUGAUGAAAGGAACCUUCCUGGGACAUUAUUACCAGUAUCACAGAAUCUUCAGAAUCCAGGAACAUCUACUGGAUCUCCAGAAAAGAUUAUUUGCAGGACUCUCACCAACUGGUAUGGAAUUCUGCCAACUUAUCGCCAUCAAGAGUGAUGGGAAAGGUUACCAAUGCAGUUAAUGCUGAAUCUGGAGUUUCACGAAAUCCUUCUGUACAGCCUGAAAAUGGAAUUGCGACGGAUGAUUUGGCCAAACAGACAAAGAUGCAUGACAUCGAUUUGAAUGAUGUGUACAAUGACUCUCAAGAUUGUACGGGAGUAGUAUUAAAGAGUUCUGGCCCCUGUCAAAUUCCCGCGAACAUAUCUACUGGUUAUCCUUUAUGGGUUUCUCAAGAUCCUCAUAAGCCAAGCUCCACUCGCACCAGUGGAAAUACUGGUCCAACAUCAAGCCUCUCACCUUCUAAUUCCAGUGGCGAAGCUCAGGUCAGGAAGAGUCGCACUGAUCGGAUUGUAUUUAAACUUUUUGGAAAAGAUCCUAGUGAUUUCCCUCUCGCCUUGCGGAAACAGAUUCUUGAUUGGUUGUCGAACAGUCCUACUGAAAUCGAGAGCUAUAUUAGACCUGGCUGUGUCAUACUGACAAUAUAUUUGCGGAUGGACAAGUCCAUAUGGGAGGAGCUUUGCUGUGAACUCAGCUCUAGUUUAAGGAAGCUCCUUGAUUCGUCUUCUGAUCCAUUUUGGAGAACAGGAUGGAUCUAUACUCGAGUUCAAAACCGUGUAGCUUUUGUUUUCAAUGGUCAGGUUGUUUUAGACACGCCUCUACCAGUUAAAGGCUACAGCAGCUGCCGGAUAUCAAGUGUCAAACCAGUUGCUGUUCCUGUCUCCAAAGGCGCUCAAUUUUCAGUUAGAGGCUUCAACUUGUUACGGCCCAGCACAAGAUUUCUAUGUGCACUAGAAGGGAAAUAUCUGGUCCAAGGAAAUUGUGAUGAUUUGGUGGGAACUAAUUCAUUAGUGGAUCAUAAUGAGAUCCAGUCCCUUAGCUUACCGUUCAGCAUACCAAAUGUCACUGGACGGGGAUUCGUCGAGGUAGAAGACCAUGGUCUUAGCAGCAGCUUCUUUCCAUUUAUAGUUGCUGAGGAGGAUGUGUGUUCAGAAAUAUGUACACUGGAGAGCAUCCUCGAGGUUGCAGAAACUGAGUGUCUUGGGUCCCAACAGGAAAAUGAGAAAUUAGAAGCUAGAAGCCGAGCUUUGGACUUCAUACACGAGAUGGGCUGGCUACUUCGCAUAUCUCAUGCCAAAAUCAGAUUGGUUUCCAACAUGAAUCGUCAUUUCCCAUUUGACCGGUUUAGGUGGUUAAUAGAGUUCUCAGUUGACCGUGAUUGGUGUGCUGUAGUUAAGAAGCUUUUGGAUGUUCUAUUUGCCGGCCUUGAGGAUGAAGGAGAAUACUCGUCUGUUGAGGUAGCAUUGAGGGAUAUUGGCCUUCUCCACAGAGCUAUAAGUGGAAAACACAGAUCAAUUGUUGAGGCUCUCCUACAAUACUGUCCAGAUAUAGUGUGUGACAAAAAAGAAUUGUCCAAAAAGCGAAGUAGCCUCUAUGUGUUUAGACCGGAUGCAGUAGUAGUUGGAGGCCUUACGCCACUCCAUAUUGUUGCCAGUCAAGAUGGAUUGGAGAAUAUGUUAGAUGCCUUAACCAGUGAUCCAGGACAGGUUGGCAUGGAAGCAUGGAAGAGCGCACGUGAUAGUACGGGAUUAACACCAAAUGACUACGCAUGCUUACGUGGCCACUAUUCAUACAUUCAUCUAAUCCAGAGGAAAGCAACAAAGGAGAAAUUACCCGGCAACACUGAUGUUGUCUUAGAUAUCCCAAUGGAUAAGACACCAAAUAGCAGCGGGAAGCAGAAAGAAACAAUAGGCGGCGGUGGGUACAAUCAUAGAAGCAUUACAUCAAGUUUUCAGACAGAAAAAACGGUCACUACGAAGAGAGGUUGCAGGCAGUGUGAUCAGAAAUGGGAGUAUGGAAGGUGUAGAAGAGUAUCACUUGCAAUUUACAGGCCGGUGAUGCUAUCUAUGGUUGCGAUUGCCGCCAUAUGUGUCUGUGUAGCUUUGCUGUUUAAGAGCUCACCGGAGGUGCUCUAUGUCUUCCAGCCCUUCAAUUGGGAGCUUUUGAAAUACGGGUCAAGUUAACCUAGCGUAGAUGAAAAUAAGCUAUAAAUCCCCGCCAAGGUGCUACAUGCCGCUUAGGAAUGUAUUCGUUUGAGUUUUUUACACAGUAAUUUGUAGUUACUUACACGAGCUCUUCAAAUGUCACCGGGGAUUAUUGAAGCGGGUGUUAUUGUUUUAGUUUGAUUGCAAAUCUAUAUAUAAUACUACAUAUAAUAUAUGGAAGCUAGCUUCUUGUUAUUAGGGGUGGACUCAAUCCAGUUCUGGUGCAGUUUCAGAUGCAUUAUUCUGAGUCAAGUAAAGGGUGAAAUCGGAACUGCAACCGGGUAUACCUGGUCCAGUUCCAGUUUUUGGGUCAGUUCUAGUUUCUUAGCAUAUUGUAAAAAACACAACCUGUCUGUUCUGGGCUUAUUUUGGAGGAAUCGGAAAAGAAAACCAGUUUAG